Asterias rubens (European starfish) is the source of this 2931-nucleotide messenger RNA. RefSeq names its product histone-lysine N-methyltransferase 2B-like. The record is from RefSeq and is a predicted model, not a curated record. Bases 1 to 2931 code for a protein of 976 amino acids. NCBI's taxonomy places the organism in Eukaryota, Metazoa, Echinodermata, Asteroidea, Forcipulatida, Asteriidae. The transcript has a single exon.
AUGGGAAAGAUCGACUAUGCGCAGGCCGUCUCUUUCAGCUACAGUUCGGGCAGCUCGGCUGUAGACGAAGGAGAAGAUGAAGACCUCAUUAAAGAGAGGAAGAGACGGGAAGAAUCUGUUCGAAGAGCCAAAAUUAUCGAAGAAAGAAAGAGAGCAGCCCAGGGAAGAGGUCGCGGGAGAGGUAGAGGUCGAGGAGGUGGACAGAGGAGAGCACCACCAUCGGCUGCGGUUCAACAACGGCGUCAAGACAGCAGACCGGAGCCGCUAGAAAACAUCGAUGAGGGGAGCGAGAGCAGGUUGGCUUCGGCUGCAACGAGCAAGGCACCAUCCGCAAGAGGGCGUGGUAGAGGAAGGGGGAGACCUGCUUACAACGCAGGUCCUUCAAGAGUGCAAUCUAGACAGUCACUGCGCCCCGUGACGUCACAGUCUCUGAGACCGGAGACAUCGCAAUCCAAACGUCCAAUAACUGCUCAGUCUAACCAUGCAGAGCCCAAGGAAAAACCGCCACCAGAAGAACCAAACGUAAAAGAGGAAGAACCGAAGAAGGAAGAACCGAAGGAGGAAGAACCAAAGAAGGACGAACAGAAAGAGGAACCUCAAGAACAACCUGUACCAGAACCCCAACCAGUUAAAAAGAAGAAAUUCGGAGCGGCAGUCAGAGCGAGCAUUUUCAUGCGAUCCUUCUUCGGGAAAAAGAAACAAGAAGAGCCUGAACCCGAACCGGAACCUGAGAAGAAAGAGGAAGAAAGGGAAGAAGAGGAAAAACCUGAGGAGAAGAAAGAAGGCGAAGAGGAGGCAGCUAAACAGGAGGAUGAAGAAGAAAAGAAGGGCGAAGAAGAAGAAAAGAAGGACGAAGAAGAAGAAAAGAAGGACGAAGAAGAAGAGGUCCCACCUCCACCCCCUCCACCGCCUAAAAGUCCCUCACCCGAACCCAAGGAACCGGAGGCCGAAACGGAACCGAAGAAGGAAGAAGAGGAGGAAAAAACACCAGAACCAAAGCCAGAGUCUCCAGCUAUAGCGGAGGAGGAAGGAGCUGAGCGAAAGAGUCUUGUCAGCAUCAAGGAGGAAGUCAAAGAGGAAGUCAAAGAGGAAGAGAAGAUCAAGACACCUGAACCUCCUCCACAAGAUGAUGAAAUGACCGAAGAGGACAAGGAGAAGGCGAGGGGGAUCCUCGGCUCUCUAUUUGGCAGACGCAAGACGACGCUAGCACCGGCAGUCCGGGCUUCUCGCACAAGCCUCCAGAGUAUCGGCUCGGACUCUCAAGAAGAGAAAGCCAAGAAGGGCUUCUUGAAGGGGCUCUUCGGACGCAAGAAAUCAGAUGAUGACGAGUCAAUGAGGGCGUCAAGAGUCAGUCUCAACCGGAGUAGGGUGUCACUUCAGCCUUCCUCAGAGACGGGCAACAGUCCUAAGAAUGAACCGGUGGUCACUGUCAAGCCACCAACCCCUCCACCACCGGUAGUUAAAUCGCCAACGCCCCCACCCCCACCACCCCCUCCCGAACCGAAACAAGAAACGUCCACCGCCUCAAACCGACCAGUUGUUAUCAUCAACACAAGUGCAAAUGACGGGUCAUUCCAGAGGACGCUAAUCGAAGCCCUAAGAGGGAACGUCUCAACAACCGACGAACCAGAACAAACACAACCCAAGGAGAUACAACCAGAGCAGCCUCAAUCACCACAGCAGCCACAGCAGCCUCAAAUACCCCAGCAGCCCCAAGGAGUACCUCCCAACAUUGCGUACACCGGACUCUCCCCUCAGGUGGUCCCAUAUCCGAUGUUCCAGCCUCCGCAGCCGUUUUACGGCCAACCCAAUCCGUACAUGUAUCCCCCUCAAAUGAUGCCGGGCUACGGUGGAUACCCGGGCGGCUAUCCGGGCGCUUUCCCACAGUUCAAUAUGUCCAUGCCACCGGUUAAUAACCCAAUGUUUCCCCAACAGCAAAACAUGGUCUACCAACAGCAGCAGCCACAACCUGUCCAACAAGCCAUGUCAAUCCAACAACAGCAGCCAUUGGUUCAACAACGAGCCAACCAGAUAAGUUAUACUCAACCCACAACAGGCGCGAACUCGUACACCCCAAGUGGUCAUCAAGUCCAGCAAACAAUCAAUAACAAUGAACCAUUACACAUUGUCGAGAAACUUGACGCAGCGUUGGAAGCAGAAAGACGACGCCCGAAAGUUCCCGAAGACGAAUUCGAAGACUCGGAUUCCGACGAUAAUUUUUACAGCGCGGAACAAAGAAGGAUCAAGAGGAAAAAGAGGAGGGCAAAGGAAGAGAAAAGGACUGAGAGGGAGAGGCGGCGGCAAGACGAAGACGAGCGAGAACGCGAACGAGAAGUGGAGAGGAAAUCUAAACCCCGGACUCCAUCUCCACCCCCACCAGACAUUGACCUCACCGGGUUGUUGUCAUUGAUUGAGACGGGGCAGGAGCCACCUGAGCCCGGUAGAGAAGAACCCGCCGAGGACGGUCAAGAAUCUCGCCCGGACACCAGUAACACCAACGGAAAAGUACCCCUAACCGAAGAAGACGAACUUAGUCGUUUGUUAGCUCAACUCGGCGCAGCACCAUCCUCUGGCACACCGGUCCCGAAAAGUGCCAAAAAGAGAAGAAAAUCAUCCGCGCCUAAAGUGGAACAUCGUGAAAACACUCUAUUAACAAUGCUUCGCGAGGAAGACCAAAAACUCGAUCAGUUAAAAUACAACUCAAACCGAAGGAAAUCCACCACUGACUUCAGGACUAAAAGCAGAGGUGAACAAGAAAAGCGCAGUUCAGUGCCGAAUUUGGGGCUGUACCCCAUGGGGCAGCCAGGGGUCCAAUCCCCCGGUCAAUUUUCCGGGAUAAAUCCGGAACAACCGCGGACCAUGUCAGCCGAAAGACUUUUGCACGAGGCUCAGAAAAAACUGAUGUCGGUUCAACAAUCUCUCCAAACAUGA